Molecule: messenger RNA, 755 nt
Organism: Saprolegnia parasitica CBS 223.65
Lineage: Eukaryota; Oomycota; Saprolegniomycetes; Saprolegniales; Saprolegniaceae
Exons: 3
Coding region: 10-744 (244 amino acids)
Source: RefSeq, a predicted model, not a curated record
UGGCCGGCGAUGAAGUCGAUUGCGAUCCGCCAUGACGCCGUCAAGGUCUGCGAGGAGCGCAUCGUCAUCGACGUCGACGAGGGCCAUCGCCUCGACAUCUCGCUGCUGCUGGACGAGCAAGAGCUCGCGCCACUCUUUUGCGGCGCCGCGUGGGCAGGCACGCUCGUGUGGGAAGCCGCCGAGCUCAUCUCCAACUACGUUCUGAAUGAACUCGACGUGCGCACGCUGCGUGUGGUCGAGCUUGGCGCUGGCUUGGGCGUCCCCGGCAUGGUCGCUGGCAUCCUUGGCGCGCCGCACGUGGUCCUGACGGAGCAGCCCGAGCUCGUGCCGCUGCUUCGCACCAAUAUCCGGCGAAACUUUAGCGCCUCCAACGUCGAGGCCGCCGUCUUGAGCUGGGGCACGGAGGCGACGACGGCGUUUUGCGCGCGCUACGGCGCCUUUGAUCUCGUCCUCUGCUGCGACUGCAUUUACGAGCCGCUGUACGGGCAGUCGUGGCGUGCGCUCGCGCUCUCGAUGGACGUGCUCUGCGCUGCGAACCCGGCGUGUCGCGUGCUCGUCUCGGUCGAGCGGCGCCAUGGAGACGGCAUCGACGCGUUCCUGGCGUUUCUACCGGAUGCCACGUCGCUGUCGGCGACGCUGCACCGCCGCGUGCCCAAGCCCACAAAAGCACUCUGCGACGAAGGCGACGUCCUCGAGAUCUACCUGAUCCAGCACCGACCUGCACCGUCGCACAUGAUUUCGUAAUCGCAUGCCAA